UGUGCUGUGACGUAGUUCCGUCUUUCGUGACUCUUCUCAUCGUUCAGGAUGAAGUAGUUUCCGGGGGACAGGGUACCAGCAGUAAACAUGGCGGAGGAACUGCUGGAAGCAGUGGAUAGACUCCAGUCGCGGCUCCUGGAGAAUCCGGAGCCUCGAAAGCUCCUGAAGACAUUGAAAAGACUCGGAGAGCUUCCCAUGACCGUGGACAUACUGGUGGAAACCGGAGUGGGGAAGAAUGUCAAUUCUUUUAGGAAGCAUCAGAUGGCUGGGGAGAUGGCGAAAGGCCUCGUGGCCAAAUGGAAGAAACUGGUUCCUCAGUCCGACAGACCCAACAACGUGAAAGAGGCACCGCGGUCACACAUGCACUCUCGAGGCCCAGAGGCGGGUGGUGAUGUAGGCGGCCACAGACGCACCCGGGAGCCCUCCCCCGAGGAAGAGCCCUCCUACAUGGAAGAAGAAGAAGAGGAGGAGGAAGAGGUAGAGGUGGAGAGAGGCCAUCACACAAACUACUCGCCCUCACCUCCUCAACACAAGCACUACAGCCCUCCGCAGCGAGGAGGCUACCAGUCGGACGAGUACGAGAGCCCCGAGCCUGAACCCGAGCUUGAACCUGAGCCUGAGCCUGAGCCCGAGCCCGAGCCCGAGCCUGAGCCUAGUCCUCCUCCUCCUCCUCUUCGCAAAGAGGUCCGCCUCGCCAAACCAAAUAAAGAACCCAACAAAAACCACCACCACGGUUCCCACGGCGAUAGAAACAGGGAUAGGGACGAGGAGCGGCGGCAACGCCACGCACAGACGAGUAGUGCUCGAGGAGGAGACGGCGAAGGGAAGAACCGCAGCGCAGACAGAGAGAGUCCGGUAGCAAAGUCUGCCAAGCACAGCAGGAAGUCCACCACGCAUGAGAGUAAGAGGGAGGAGAAGAAGAAAGGAGGAGACGACGGGCGGCCGCGGGUGCCGAAGGACUCUCCGCCCAAGGAGGUGGAAGAGGACUUUGAGACUCCCACCAUGUCCUUUGAGUCUUUCCUCACAUAUGACGCCCCCACGCCCGUCAAGAAGAAGAAGAAGCAGCCGCCGCCGCCGCCGCCCACUCCGCCGCCACCGUCCUCGUCCUCGACACACAGUCGGCUGCCUCACUCCUCCUCCACGGCAUCCUCCCAUCGUUCACACACCCCUCCGCCUGCCCCCUCCUCCUCAUCCUCCUCUUCCUCCAAAGGGAGCAAGGCCAACGGCACUCAGAGUUCCAAGAGGCCACAUUCAGGCUCAAAUUCGUCAACAGGGGAAAAACGCAAGCGGGUGGUUGAGGUUGUUGCGACUCUUCCUGAGAUCCCCCUGCCGGCGAUCCAACCCAAUUACAGACCUCUGCCCUCCCUCGACGUCACACCACUGUCCCCUCAGAGACGGAAAGUUCCCGUCUGCAACGACGAGGAGGAUUCCGGGUUCACGGGGAAGCGGUUCAACUCCAAGAUGGUGGUCUACUCAGGAUCAAAGACCGCCUACUUGCCCAAGAUGAUGACUCUGUACGAGCAGUGCAUCCGGGUGCUGCAGAACAACAUCGACUCCAUCGCUGAGGUCGGAGGAGUGCCGUUCGAGAUCUUGGAGCCGGUGCUGGAGCGGUGCACACCGGAGCAGCUGUACCGCAUCGAGCAGAGCAACCAGUGGUUCACGGAGGAAUCUGACGAGCUGUGGAUGCGCCAUUGUCAGCGGGACUUUAAACGCGAGACGCCUCAGGAGUACGAGUCGUGGAGGGAGAUGUAUCUGAGGCUGCACGACGAGCGCGAGGAGCGACUGAGGAUGCUCACCCAGAACAUCUCCUCCGCCCACGCCAACAAGCCAAAAGGGCGCCAGGUCAAGAUGGCGUUUGUGAAUUCUGUCGCCAAGCCGCCGCGCGACGUCCGCCGCCGACAGGAGAAGUUCGGCACCAUCAGUGGCUCGUCAGCUAGCUCCACCGCCGCUGCAGCUCCCAUCAAAAUAAGACCAGCUACCACAGACUACUCUGGUGAAUUGAGUCGCUCCUCUUCCUCCCAACUCGACCCUUCUCCCGGCUCGUCUCGCUCCUUCGCACCAGGUGGUGGUGCAGCAGCAGCAGCAGCAGCAGCAGGAGGAGGAGGAGUGGGAGGAGGACCUGCCGCCCGGGACAAACCACAGGUCAAAAAAAUCGCCCCCAUGAUGGCCAAAACUAUCAAAGCUUUCAAGAACAGAUUCUCCCGCCGAUAGUGUGAAAGAGACUGAAUGUAUUUUAUGGAUUCCAACUGUGUUUUUAAUUUAAGUUUUUAGCAAAAAUUGUACUGGAGACCCCUUCAUCCCUACACACACACACACACACACACACACACACACACCAUCAACUUUACCACCAAACAUAUCGUAUGAACUUUUCAGUAUUGGUGGAAAAAUGGUGGAUUUUUUAAAUUAGUUUUAUUUAAGUGUUUAAGUGCAUCUGUUUGUUGGGGGAAGGGGUCUUUGAAUAAGUGUUUAAAUCAUAAAUUACGGUUAUUGGGUGUGACAUCGGUGUUAAGAAAAUUAACAUUUUACAGGAAACAAAAGAGACACACACACACACCUGCAAACACACAGUCUGUUACUUUCUCCUGUUUUAUAGCAGACAUUUUAUAAGGAAAAAGUCGAGCCUCUUUUUUUCGCUUAUUUACAGAGAGUUAGACAAGAAGACUGAUGCCACCGUCACCUCUGUUCACUUAAUAUGUAGCUGGAGACAGUUAGCUUAACAUAGCUUAGCAUAGCAUAAAGACUGUAAACAGAGGGAAACGGCUAGCCUGAAUCUGUCCAAAGGUAACCUCAAAUGCUCAUUAACAUGUUUUUAUCUUGUUUGCUUAAACCGUACAAAAAAACGGCAUCUCAUAGUGUGUAAAAACAACAAUACAGUGUUUUUAUGGGGGGUGUUUGGAACAAGCUAGUUUUUUUUUAGCCAGGACCAGAUUUUCACAUGAAACUACAAAUGUUUUUGUACAUAUCAACUAAGUGUAAGACUCACGGUGUUUAUCAGUGAGUUUUAGAUGUGGUGGUCAGUGGAUUCUGCUACCAUGCUAGCCGUAUACAGUUUUUAUGCUAUGCUACGUUAUGCUAAGUUAGCCGGCUGUAGCUUCGUUAGUCUACCGACAUGAGUGGUGUCAAUCGUCUCAUCUAACUUUUGUCAAGAAAGCUAAUAAUCAUACCUCUUCAACAAAACUAUUGGAUUUCUCAUCAUGGGACAGAAAAAGUACUGCUUCUUUUUUAAGUUGUAUUUAAAGAAUAGUUGUUUGUCACUUUUUCCUCACGAGCAACUGAUACACUACAUGAGGAAAACCUUUCCACACUUUUUCCUUUUACCUUUAUGGCUUGCAUGGUGCACGUCAGCCGAGACAACAACUGGCUGGUUAAAGACUCUUAAAGACUUUUAAAAGAAAACAAACAAACACAUGCAUAUCUAGACAUCAUUUUUUUAUGUGGAGGGCUGGAAAUGAUAUCAGUGAACAACACACAACACUUUGUAGACCUAUUUUGACUCCCUGUGGCUUCAGAUUAUGUUUUUCCUGCUGUUGAAUGUGUGUGUCCCCGUUUAUAUAUCUGCUUCACUGAGUGAAUGCUGAAGAGAAGAAAAGGAACUAGGAAACACGACAAUAAGGAAGAAGGUCAAUAGGACGUCUGCAGUUUCAAUCUACAACAAUGAUGAGAUGUAUUUAUUUUAAACACUGGGACCUGGAACCCCACAACAUGGGCCCCAAAUGAAGUAGAUUACAAAUUGUAAUUUUAUUAGAUUUUAAUAAAUGUUAUAUGGUCAUUUUUAUUAAAAUUGACUUUUUGCCCUUAAA
Molecule: messenger RNA, 3803 nt
Organism: Cyclopterus lumpus (lumpfish)
Lineage: Eukaryota; Metazoa; Chordata; Actinopteri; Perciformes; Cyclopteridae
Gene: eloa
Product: elongin A
Exons: 13
Coding region: 88-2211 (707 amino acids)
Biological process (GO): transcription elongation by RNA polymerase II
Cellular component (GO): nucleus; elongin complex
Molecular function (GO): protein binding
Source: RefSeq, a predicted model, not a curated record